UGUACAGACCACCGACGACUAGUGCGAAUGCUAUUCCGACUGGUAAUGUUUUGUUGGCAUUACCCGCUCCAAAUGAUGUUUCGACCACCGUUGCUCACGCCUCGGUUAGUAACCAGGUGAUGUCGAAUACCGGUUAUCAGCAACAGGCAAGGCCUGGAUGGUGGAAGGCGAAUCAAGACCGUCUCGACAAAUGUUGGGGGAAGCAUUUGGAGGAUGAGCAGAAGGAGAAAAGGCGAAAAGAGGAAGAGGAGAAGGCGAGUAAGCUUAAGGAAGAGGAAGAUCGUAAGAUGGAGUGGAAACGUGAAAGGGGGCUGUUCGAGCGGGAGAUGGGUGAGCGAUUGGAUAAGAGAAUGGAGUUAUUAGGGCUCUCGAACAAAGACAAGACUGUUGUAUGUGACAAGGGCGGCAACAGCCAGAUGGAUGCAGAAUUGACGCGACUAAGAUCAGAGAAUGAGGCGCUUAGAAAGAGGUUGGAAGGAGCUGAUUGCUCACAAGGGGAUGACAAGGUUACCUGUCUGCAACGGGAACUAGCGGAGCUGCGGAGGCAGGUGAUGAGUAAGCAGACGGAUGGCGAUAAGAUUUAUGCGUUGAAGCAGGAGAUUGAGGAAUUGAGGGGUACAGCAUACGUGAAGACCAAUUUCGAGGCUGAAAUUGUCGGGCUUCGAAUGGAAAUCGAUAUGCUGCGGAAACAGAGCACGCGAGCGGAGGAGGAAGCUAUGAUUUGGAAAAAUGAAGCUCUACGUCCAGGAAAUAAGCGCGGGAACGUCGCGGUCUCUACUCCGGAAUGUUCUAAUCGAGGGACCCCGAAGCCGCGCUGGACUAACAACAUCAGACCGACUGACAAAUGGAGAGAGGAGCUUCGUAAACUUCAAGGGAGCCAACAUGCGUCGAACGUUGAGGUGGCGAUGCUGAAGGAAAAACGAGCUGAGGCAGAAAAGAAACGAAUGGAGGCAGAGAUGCAAGUUAAGAGUCUGCAAGAGAAGUUAAGCAAACUGACUGUUGAAGAUGACGACAAAGAACCAGCGGCGGGACGAACCAAUUUGAAGGAGCCUUUAGAGGCGGUGACCAUGAGAUCGGCCAGGAAGGGUAAGAAGGCUACUCCUGGGAGAUGUGGUCAGAGUACCGACGAGAACCAGGAUAAGGGGCUGGAAGUGAACGAUCGUUAUGCUUUUGUUGAGAAUGAGAAGAAGAAGUUGCGUUUGUUAAGGAAAUCGGGGCUGGAGCCCUUUUGUAAGGAAGCUGGGAUUAAGCUUGGUCGUGUUGAAGAAACAAUCAACGAACUGGCAGAGUACCGGGCUAAUAAGGUGUUUGGUAAGGAGGCGGAUAAAGGGAAGAGAGCGAGAGCGGGAGGGGAAAGCUCGGUGCAUGUCGUUGAGGACGACGAGACGCAGGCCACUUCCGAUGGUCCGAACGACACGGUUGAGAGAAGUGUGGAGCUCUAGGGGGACGUCCCGAGCGUGGCAUAUUUAUGGUCGCUAGCUAACGAUUGUCGGUAUAAACGAUGUGGAGUUAACCUUGUUUCGUC
Chara braunii is the source of this 1525-nucleotide messenger RNA. The record is from the annotation of a GenBank genome assembly. NCBI's taxonomy places the organism in Eukaryota, Viridiplantae, Streptophyta, Charophyceae, Charales, Characeae.